UAUAUAUAUAUAUAUUCGCUACAAAUAGUAGUCAAGCCAAUGGAAAUGGUCUUGAUCUUAACUUCCGAUUCACCAGAAAGAAAGUACUACGUUGUCGAGUUAUUCAAAUCACAAAUAUGGCGUCUUCCAAAGAAUAUCAAUAUGAACUCUUUGUACAAUUGAAUGACAUUACACAAGCUUCACAAACCGGCUCCUUGAAGAAGAUUGCAAAAGGUAUUAGUGCUGCCAGUCCAAAAGAAUCCUUCUCAUUUGAAGUAGAUAGUCCUUUUACUUUGACCUUUACCUUAUGUGCCAAACCUAUUUAUAGUGGAUUUUCAAGAAUGAAGACAUUUAUGUCCAAAAUGGAUCUUUCUCAUCACGUUACUGAUCAUCAAGGACUCAAAUCAACCAUAUCUGAUAACCACGAAAUUCAAUACGAUCAUCCUCCUCCAUUGGAAGCAUCCAUGCCUGUAGUUGGAUCAACCUGCUUACUCUCAGGGAAUCGAUUUGAAGCGUUUAGUGGUAAAGGACUUUCUCGAUACACAUUGACUCGACCAAUCAGUGAAAAACAGCUCAAGGAUUUACACGACAUGGACUUGGAAUUGAUGGUUGCUUUUCAAUUGGAAGAUGCAGUGUCACCUACGCAUACCUAUAUGUCUGGAUUAUGGACUGGGGAAUUGGACUUUGAUGCUGCUUUGGCAACUUGUAAUCAGGGCGAUUAUCUGACUUUUUAUGUACGAGGCAAGCAAUUUCCUACCUGGACAAGAUACUGGAUUACUUUGGAACAAGGCCAAUUAUAUCUUCGACACUUGUCCUAUGAGCACAAGGAACCUGUUGAAUCGAUACCUCUAAGUCAGUUAGAAUCUGUUUGCAAACCUUGGGAAGACAUUCAAGAACAAGUUUACUUUGGACGAAAACAUGGUAUUGUACUGAAAUUCACUCAAGAUCAUAUCCGAAUGGAACAAGUGAUUCUGGAGGAAGGUGAAUGCAUAGGUGGAUAUAUGUAUUUGUUUGCUGAUAGUCCAAAAAAGGCAGCUUUAUGGCGAACCGUGCUUAGUGCUUAUGCUACGGCAGAUUAUGUGACUCCAAAUGCUAGUAUCAAUGCUCGUUAUCUAUGGUGAAUCCCUCUUUCUUUUCAGUUUAUACUCUUUUUUUUUAGUUUUUAGGAUGUUUUUAUUUAUUUAUUUAUUUAUU
Halteromyces radiatus is the source of this 1173-nucleotide messenger RNA. RefSeq lists its product as uncharacterized. NCBI's taxonomy places the organism in Eukaryota, Fungi, Mucoromycota, Mucoromycetes, Mucorales, Cunninghamellaceae. The transcript is spliced from 6 exons. The record is from RefSeq and is a predicted model, not a curated record. Bases 117 to 1100 code for a protein of 327 amino acids.